AUGUCCACCGAGGAUUCCACUCGAAAUCUUGCACGGGCGGGUACUGGGGUGAUUCCCGCACCGGAAAAACUCCUAAAGUUCGGUCGUUGCUUGCACCCAGGUGUCGGCAGACUCUUGGGAUAUAAGGCGCAGGAGUAUGUGUGGCUGGACAGCCCGCCGCAUGACCGGGAUCAGCUGUGGAGCAUGUUUGAGAUGUGGGAUCUGCAGCCACCGAGCCUUGUGAUUGAUCUGGUUGGGGGUUGGUGUCAUCCUCGGCACCUCCUCUUGCCGGCCGACAUCGAGACCAUGGAGCAAUUGCCUGGUGUCGACAAGGUCGUGAAGGAUGCCAAGCGAGUCAUGCAGUUGCAGGCUCAAGAGCUUGACAAGUCCGAAGCGAUUGACAUGGCUGAGCUGCAGAGAACCAUCGGCACGAGCUUGUUCGAUCGCCUUGUCGAAGAUAUGGUCGCCCUGACGGAGGCGUGCUCCAAAACGAACAGCUGGCUCCUGUUUGAUCAGAGCAACAUUGGGCAGUUGUACUACAUCCUAGAGGCCGCGCUUGCGAGGACCAAGUUCAGGCCCGUAAUUCUCAUGUUUGUGGACUCGGCGCUCAAAGAAGGUUGCCUUUUCCGGGACGGCAAGCACGACUACCAGGAAGAGGCCUGGAAUCAGCUCGAAGAGAAUGUGGAUGUUGUGCACCAAGAAGAGACCUUGCUGAAGCUGCCAAUCGUCCAUUUGCCCCCAGCGCUCUUCCCGGAAUCUGCGAACCUGUGGCCGGUUCCAGGUGACAUGGCCGCCACAGAAGCGGCGAGACGGGAGACUCUCGGGAGAUCCCACUAUGGGAGGUGGUUCUUCCGUGCAGCCACUCAUUACAUCUUCUGCAAAGGAUCCGGGAAUUUCGGGGAUUCGGCCGUUUGCUUCGACCUGGACUGGCUGGGGCCGCAGGGAAGCGUGUACAGCUCUGGAGCCAUCGGGACUGGGUGCACGAGUGACCUGAUUUUUUCCUCUUUGGAUGCAGGGAGGCCGGCCAUUCUCUUUAAGCACACUGGCUUGGCUAGCGACCUCUGGAGCCACGUGCUCGACAUCAUAGCCGAGAUGGCAAGCAAAAGACCUCAAAAUGGCGGCCUGAAGAGGGAGCAGGACUUCACUGCUGGAGAUGUUAUUCAGUCUUUGCACGAACGACUGGGGAAUGAGACCCUUCAAAAUCUCAAGGAGAACCGGUGGAUAAAUACAAAGCUUUUUGCUUCGAUCACGACCCUUCUGCGGAAAGAUUGGCAUCGACUCUCCCAAUCCUUUGUUGUUGUGGAUGCCUUCCAAGACAAGCCCGACAAGGUCUUGGACAAAAUCAGCGCUUGUUUUGCUAACACAUGCGGUGGUGGUGCAAGGCUUGGUGAAGAUGAUCUGCGUGCAAGGAGCCUGGCAGAGGCUUGCGACUUCCUUCGGCAACUGCGUUUCAAUGCACACCGAUUUGCAUCGCGUUCGAAUUUGAUGGCAGUUGGUGGUGUCAUACUCUCCCUGCUGGCCACUAUGAUCGCUGCUUGGAGUGCUUGGCUAGACACGCAAAUGGGGCCUGAUCACGAAUCGUUCCUGCAGUGGCUGGGGGAUAUGGCAUUGAUCCUGAUGCCUGCUCUCAGCGGCCUUGCUUUUACGUUGCUUUCGCGACUUCGGUACAUGUCAAAAUGGGGAGCCGUAUAUCUGGCAGCCGAACAGGUCGAGUCAGAGAUCAUGAGAUUCCGAGUACAGGUCGAAGACUAUGGCUCGAUGCAGCUACCAGAAGAGCAGGAGCACACCGUCUUGCUUGCGUCCAAGGUGUCUUCUAUUUACGGAAGCAUCGCACCAGAAUUUCAUCACGACACGCUCCACGUACCUUCCACGAGCAGGAAUGGCAUUGACACGAUGUUUGGAAGCUGCACGCUCGAAGAAGAGUCCCACGAAGGAUCAGCAGCACGCCGUCCGCUUCUCGAAGAAGACGGAGAACACCUCAGCUCUGCAACAGUAUUUCCUUCAAGCGGGAAGACCACGAUAUCCGUCGAGGAGUAUUUCGAAGAAAGGGUCAAGGCCAAGCUGCAGUACUGGCAGGCGCUGGCACCCCGCUUGUCUCAUCGAGUGGCUGUGUACGAAGCUCUCAUUGUUUUAUCCUCGGUUUUGGGCACAGUCCUGGGCGCAUUGGACCAGAAACUGUGGAUUCCCUUUAUGGUCGCCUUGGGUGCUGCCAUGAACACCUUGAUGCAUCACGAAGGGCUACAAGCCCGACUCUCUGCUCUCAAUGCUUCCAUCCAGGACUUGCUCCAUAUCCGGCACCGUUGGUCAGCCCUUGGUGUCGUUGAGCGACGGACAAACUUCCACAAGGAAUGGAUGGUGAACGUCGCCGAGGCAGCCAUCCUUCGGGAGGCAAGCGCCUACACGAACGCUGCUGGCUCCUCCAUGCAGUCGCUGACCGCAGCGCCUGCAGAGGCAAAGAAGGAGCCGACAGAGAAGGCAGCGAAGGAGCCUCUGAGCCCUGCCCGGGGCCCUGCGGGCGCGAAGGCAUCUUCCGCCUUUCUGGUCUCGUCCGGGAGGAAUCGUCGUCAAACAGGUCCUUUGAUGCAAAAGAAGUACGUCCCACCACACCAGCGCAACGGCACGGGAGGGUCCGAGCCGAGUCCAGCGGAGCGAAAGAAUGAGACUGAUGGCCGAUCAGAGUGGCGCGGAAAGGGUGGCGGAGGCUAUUCAGGAAAGAAUGGCCGGGACGGCGGUGGCUUCGACCGCGACGGUGGAAAGGGUGCGGGGAAGUCCGACUAUAGCGAUCGCGCCGGCGAUUCGAAGAAAAGCACUGUCUUCUCAAUGCAGGGCGCCGGCGGAGACUGGUCGGCGCGCUUCGGCAACAAACGCAACGAGCAGCAGACAGAGCUCGAGGUCUUUGGGCCACCGAAGACCCGAUCGACGAGCGGCAUCGAUUUUGACAAAUACGAUGCUAUCCCGGUGCAGGUUUCGGGCGAGAACAGCACGGACGUGAAACCCAUCGUCCGUUUUUCAGAGGCAAAGCUGGUGGAUUCCCUCUUCGACAACCUCCGGCGAUGUGGCUACGAUCGCCCAACCCCUGUGCAGAAGUACUCCAUACCCAUUGUGCUGUCCGGGCGCGAUCUGAUGGCUUGCGCACAGACCGGCUCAGGAAAGACCUGCGCCUUCAUGGUGCCCUGUCUCGAGUCCCUGCUCCGGUCUGGACCACCACAGCAGAACAGCAGGGGCCGGCAGAAGCCAGCGCCUUGUGGCCUGUGCCUGGCGCCGACGCGCGAGCUGGCAUCUCAAAUUCACGAAGAGAGCAAGAAGUUUGCCUUCGACACCGGGAUCCGUUGCUGCAUCAUCUACGGCGGUGCGGACAUGCGAGAACAGAGGAGUGAGCUCGAGGGGGGCUGCGAUGUGCUUAUCGCCACGCCGGGACGCCUGACAGACAUGUUCGAGCGGAGUUUCCUUUCUCUCGCCAAUGUUCAGUUCUUCAUCCUAGAUGAGGCAGACCGAAUGCUUGAUAUGGGUUUCGAGCCCCAGGUCCGGCAGAUCGUAAAGCAAACCGACAUGGGCAAGUGGAGCACUGUUCGACUGCAGUCGAUGAUGUUCUCAGCGACGUUCGCUUCGGAGGUCCAGGUCAUGGCACGCGACUUUCUUUCGGACUACCUCUUCAUCACAGUUGGGCGCGUGGGGGCUGCGUCAGAACUGGUUACGCAGAAGGUCGUCUACGCAGACGAAGGGUCGAUGAAGGUGCGCAAGUUGGACACCGCCGAGCCGGCUCGUUCACCCACGCGCCUUUCUUGGCGGGGGCUUGGAACGCCUGAACGGCAUCGAUAG
This is a messenger RNA of Symbiodinium sp. CCMP2592, 3798 nucleotides long. NCBI's taxonomy places the organism in Eukaryota, Dinophyceae, Suessiales, Symbiodiniaceae. The record is from the annotation of a GenBank genome assembly.